Messenger RNA from Bradysia coprophila, 1713 nucleotides. Its product is annotated as luciferin 4-monooxygenase-like. The record is from RefSeq and is a predicted model, not a curated record. Gene Ontology annotation, molecular function: CoA-ligase activity. NCBI's taxonomy places the organism in Eukaryota, Metazoa, Arthropoda, Insecta, Diptera, Sciaridae.
AAUUGUGAUUAUAAAUUUCACUUGGCUGACAAUAAGUGUAGCGAUCGUAGGACUUUUUGGCAAGAACAAUGGCAUCGAAUACCGGUAAAACAAUAUACGGUGGACCAGUAAAAUUUACCUGGGAAAAUGCAAAUUCUUUUGGUGAAUUCUGUUACAAUCGGAUUAAACGACAAGGUGAUAACGUCUUGCUUAUCGACGGAAUAACAGGCGAGCAAAUAACGGCUGCGCAAAUUCUUUAUAAAAGUAUUCGAGUAGCUGAGUGUCUUCUGCACUAUGGUAUCAAAGCCGGCGAUUGUGUGGGAAUAUGCAGUGAGAAUCGAUUCGAAGUCCCUUAUGUUAUGUUUGCUGUGUUUUUCAUUGGCGCCACAUACGCUCCCUUCAAUCCCGCUUACAGCGAAAGGGAACUGUUGCACGCCAGUAGCUUAUCAUUACCGAAAAUAAUUUUUGCUUCUCAUGCUACACUCGAUAAGGUACAACGUGUCAGAGACGAGAACAAAUUCAUUAAAAAAGUAUUUGUUUUCGGUGACGAGUUCAUUAGUAAAAGUUACGCCAGUUUUAAUGUUUUUGUUCGAAAUGCCAAUGUACCAUCGAAAGAACAUUUUGAUUGUCCGCCACAGAAUAAAAUGGAAAAUAUUGGAAUAAUUUUCUGUUCCUCUGGUACAACUGGUUUGUUUCCAAAAGCGGUCCAAUUGACUCAAAACAACAUUUGGUUUUCUUUGGCAUUUGUGAUUCUAGAAACUGAAGGAAACGACUGUCGUUUAAGCGUAACGCCAUGGACGCAUGUUUUUGGCUGUUUUUCGCUGUUCCGAUCAGGGCUUCAUGGCACACAGAUAGUCAGUCUGCCAAAAUUCGAUGAGCCAGUUUACUUGAAAUGUAUUGAGCAAUUUAAAGUCAAAACACUGAUUGUGGUUCCGCCACUGAUGGUACUUUUGGCCAAGAGUACAAUUCUGGACAAUUAUGACCUGUCAAGCCUUCAAUAUGCAGUUUCAUCUGCAGCACCAUUGAGUAAAAAGAUAACAGACACCAUCCAGAAACGAAUCCCACAAUUGAAGAUCCGACAAAUUUAUGGAAUGAGCGAGUCGGGAACUUUCUUAUCGCAAAACAAUUCCUACUGUAAAUCGGGUAGUGUUGGUGUUGUCCGUGCAGGUGUCUCUGCACGAGUACUUAAUACAGAAACGGGUGAAGUUCUUGGACCCAAUGUGCCAGGUGAAUUAGUGUUCAAAGGUGACGGUAUAAUGAAAGGAUAUGUGAGGGACAUUGACGCAACUAAAGCAUGUUAUGACAAUGAAGGCUGGUUUCACACGGGCGAUAUUGGUUAUUACGAUGACGACGAAGAAUGGUUUAUUGUGGAUCGGUUGAAGGAGUUAAUAAAGUACAAAGGUUACCAAGUGCCACCUGCCGAACUUGAAGCUUUAAUAUUAACGCACCCGAAUGUGAAAGACGUUGGUGUUAUCGGUAUACCAGAUGAAUCAGCUGGCGAACUACCGCUGGCAUUUGUUGUAAGACAAGGCAAUUGCACUGAAAAAGAAAUUAGCGACUUUGUGGCCGCCCGAAUCUCUCAUGCGAAACGACUGCAUGGAGGUGUCAAAUUUAUCGACGAAAUUCCGAAAAAUCCUACCGGAAAGAUUUUGCGCAGACUUUUACGCGAUUCAAUAAAGCAACAGAAAUCAAAAUUGUGAAAAAUAAUUGUAAGAAAAUUAAAUGUUGCAAUAA